Messenger RNA from Onthophagus taurus, 2260 nucleotides. RefSeq names its product putative leucine-rich repeat-containing protein DDB_G0290503. Gene Ontology annotation, cellular component: cytoplasm. Gene Ontology annotation, molecular function: ubiquitin protein ligase activity. Gene Ontology annotation, biological process: protein ubiquitination. The record is from RefSeq and is a predicted model, not a curated record. Lineage: Eukaryota; Metazoa; Arthropoda; Insecta; Coleoptera; Scarabaeidae.
CGCUUCCACUUCAAUCCAACCAACAAGACCAACAAGUUGUUAAACUGCACUCAAUCUGUAAACAUCGCUCUACCAGUAACGAUUUUAAAACGAAUCUUAAAGCAAUUUUAACAUUUUUAUUCGAUAAGAAAGAAAAAUAGUGGUUUAUAAAAGUAUACCAAGUGUUGAAUAAGAUGGAAUCCGGAAAUUCAUUUUACGACCUCUUAAAAGAAGAAUUCCGUAGGAAGAAAAGUGCGGACGUGGAAAUCUCGCAAAAAGACACGAUACUAAAGAACGUUAAAAGUUUUAUUAAACAUUUAAUAAAACUUAACAUUUCGAAAGCGAUUGAAACAAUUACGAUAAUCAGAUACGAUUUAGAAAAAGGGGGAUGUCCAGAAGAAUUCGAUAUGACCCAAGCAGAUUUCGAUUUAAUCCUGCUUAUCAAUGCGGUUAUUUUAUGUUGUGGACGCAAAUGGGAUGAAGCCGAAGAAUUAUUUUAUGAAUUAACCGAAAAAUAUCAAGAAUCUUUGUUUUUUGCUUUGCUUGGAGUUGUCAAAAAUAAACGUCACAUAUUUAGAUGUUCGCGUGAUGCUUUCUGCCUUGCACAAAUAACUUCUCACACACCAAAGGUAUUCAAAAAUUUAAAUUUGAGUAUAACAAAUUUGACUGAGAUUAAAUUAAAAGAUUCGAUUAUGAAGUUUUUGGGUUAUACUAAAAAUAUGGAAGAAAUUCCUUUAAAUAAUUAUAUUAAAACAAACAACAUUUUUGAAAUGAAUGAUGUUAAAACGAUUGGAAGCAUUUUUCGGGAUGACAUCUUCCCCAUAAUAAGAGAUCAAAUUGAUAUCUUUUUGGGGGGAGAUCUUCCUAACAGUAACCAGGUUAUUAGCAAUGAUAAGUCAACUCAAACAGUUAAUGUUAACACAUGCACUAAAGGAUUCCAAACUGAUUUAGUAAAAACAAUUAAUAAGUCGGUACAAACUUUAAAAUUCAAGGAUAAAAAUGAGCAAAAAAAGGAUAAGGAAUUAUCAGUAUUAAAAACGACUGUGGAUGAAUUACGAAAAAGUAAUUCUGAUUUAACCAAACGAUUAAAUGAGUCUCUAUCGAAUCUUAAAGCUGCUCAAAAUAAAAUUAAUCAUCUUGAAGAUGAAAUACAAGAAUCAAGAGAAAAUUAUAUCGAUCAUGAAACUACUAUGUUGGAGAUCAUACAAUCUGCUUUUACUUCUCUCCAUCAUCUUCAAAAAACCACAGGAGAACAAGCCAAACAAAAAUUACAAAGUAUUGAUGCAAUGUUAACAGCGUUACGUUCCGAUUUUAUAAAGUUAGAUUUAAAAGAGGAUGUGGAUCAUCUUUCUUGGACUAUAUCACACUAUCAAAACGAAGCUGAACAUUACAACAAAUCAAUUGAUAAAAGACACAAACAAAUUCUACGACUUUUACACUCCAAUCAGUUUGUUGAAAUAUUAAGUACAGAUUAUGUAUUGGAACCAAACCUAACUGAACAACCAAAUUUAAUGCUUGAUUUGAUUGCGAAAUUAAUAACUAUAUGUAGAAACAAUAAACGAAGGAAUCAAAAUAAUCCAGAUUUCAAUUUUUUUCAAGGAUGGGGUCUUCAAGAUGAAGCAUGUGGUGGUGGUUAUUACUCAAAUGAUUUACCUCAACCACAUAGAGAAUUCAAUUAUUUAAAUGAUAGUUUUAAUGAGGAUCUUAAUGAAAAUUCAGAUGAAACUCUAAACGAAGAAUGUGAAAGUUUUGAACCAUAUAUAGAGCCAUCAGAUGAAGAUUUUCCCCCGUUAUGUGGAUUAAGCCGACGAAAAUUAAAAAAGAUAAAAGCUCGUGAUGAAUUUGAUACUUUUGUUACAAAAAUUCAAAGUUUAUUGCCGCUUUGUACGACUACGCAAAUAAAUGGAGCGAUUAAAGUUGUACAAUCCCAAAAAAACGUUAAUUUUAAAGAGAUAAAGCUUGAAGAUGUCGUUGAGUAUUUAAAAUUAACAUUUAAAAGUAGCAUAAUUGAUGAUGCCACCAAUAAUAUUUUACGUUUUUGGGAAAAUGAUUCGCAAUCAGACAAGAAUACACAAUCUGAGAUUAAUGCAUGCCCAAUUUGUUUAGAUCAAAUCGAACAAAAUGAGAUGCCGUUAUCGUGUGGGCAUUUAUUUCACAAUAACUGCAUUAUGGAGUGGUUAAGAAACAAUGGUAGUUGCCCGAUAUGUAGAGUUACCAUUAAUUAUAAUUAUUUGCCAUUUUAAAAGAAAGAAUAGUUUUAAGGAUUAUUUUUGAAAAUUUU